AUGAAAGAGGCGCCGAAUUGGGAAGCGGCUGAAAUGGAAAUUGGAGAGGUUUCAGUAUUUCGCAGAACUUUUCAUUGGGGAACUGGGUUUGCUUAUAUUGUUAUAACAAUUGUGAGUUGAAUAAACUAGAGUCUAGUUUGUUGUUUCUCCAAUAACUAGACUCUAGUUGCUCAUUUUAGGUUGGCUCAGUCACAACAUUCUUCUCAUCGCAGUGGCUUCGAAUUGAUACAAUUGAGGGGUUUUUAAAUCUGAUAGUAUUUUUGACGUGGAAUUUUCUGACAAUGAUGAAUUUGUUUUCCGCUUCAUAUUUUGGGCCGGGUUAUGUUCGGCGAAAUUGGCGGCCGAAAAAUGGGGAACACGAGGAGUAUUUGCAAUUUUGUCAGCCGUGUCAGGGAUUCAAAGUUGCGCGAAGUCAUCAUUGCUCGAAAUGCAAUCGGUGUUGUAUGAAAAUGGAUCAUCAUUGUCGUAAGUUACGCGCUCCACCGAAAUAAACACGCAACGCAGACCGCGUCGCGCGAAAACACACAUCGUUCCCUUGUGUUGUGGCGCGACGCGGUCUGCGUUGCGUGUUUAUUUCGGUGGAGCGCGUUUCAUCGAUCGAAGCGAACAUUAAUAUUAUAAGCCCAGAUUUUUCUUCCAAAUCAAAAUUUGAAGAAUUUUGUUCUUCAGAAAUAUUUAUGAUAACUUUUUCUAGAAAUUAAAUUUUGGGAAAAAUAUAGAUUUUUGCAAAUUUCAAAUUUCUGAAAAGUUUUCUAUUCAAAAAUUUGAAUUAUCGGAAAACCAGCAAAGUUUUGGUCAUCCUGGGCUGAUUUAGCUCGAAAAUUUAAAAUUUUGGAGUUUUUCUGGACCUAUCAAGUUACACGCCGUGCAAAGUUCCUGAAAGCCAAGUACACCAGAUUUCAGAAAAAGGUCCAGAAAAACUACAAAAUUUGAAAUUUUCGAGCUAAAUCAACCCAGGAUGACCAAAACUUUGCUGAUUUUCCGAAAAUCCAAAUUUUUCAGAAAAUUGACUUUUUCAAACAUCUAUGAAUUUCGCUAAAAAAAAUGCUGAAAAUCCCGAGUUUCUCUGGAUUUCCAGUAUUUUUUCUGGCGAGCUUGCGGAAGCUAUGCUCAAAUUUUGAGCUGAAAAUCCAGCUGAAAACUAGAUAAUUUUUUCCAAAAUUUAAAUUUUUUUUUGAAAAAGUUAUCAUUUUUCUAAUGAUUUUCUGAAAAACAGUUUUUCUUUAAAUUGAAAAUCAUUAGAAAUAUUUAUGAUAACUUUUUCCAAAAAAAAAUUUAAAUUUUGGAAAAAAUAUCCUUUUAGUUUUCAGCUGGAUUUUCAGCUCAAAAUUUGGCCAUCGCUUCCACAAGAUCGCCCAGAAAAAAACUGAAAAUCCAGAGAAACUCGGGAUUUUCAGCAUUUUUUCCAGCGAAAUUCGGGAUGACCAAAAAUCAGACUAGAUAGAUGUUUGAAAAAGUCAAUUUUCUGAAAAAAAUGGAAACCAGCGAAGUUUUGAUCAUCCUGGGCUGAUUUAGCUCGAAUGUUUCAAAUUUUGAAGUUUUUCUGGACCUGAAAAAGCACAAAAUUUGAAAUUUUCGAGCUAAAUCAGGCCAGGAUGACCACAACUUUGCUGAUAUUCCGAAAAUCCAAAUUUCUGAAAGUGUCCCGAAUUUCGCUGGAAAAAUGCUGAAAAUCCCGAGUUUCUCUGGAUUUCCAGUAUUUUUUCUGGCGAGCUUGCGGAAGCUAUGCCCAAAUUUUGAAUUUUUGACAAAAAAUGUUUUUUUUUUUGAAAAAUCUAAACUUCAAAAUUUCCCCAAACUUCAGCCUGGAUCAAUAACUGUGUCGGUCAUCGAAACCACGGAUUCUUCAUCCGAUUCCUCUUCUUCGCCAUCAUCGGCUGCAUCCACGCAUUAAUCAUCGACUUCAACGCCGGUUAUUACGCCAUGUUUGCUGGUUGGUACUUGAGAUAUGGAAAUGGCACUGAACCCAUCAUCAUUCUAACCCCCGUCAGUUUCAUCGCCCUGAUUAUGGCGUUAGCGUUGGCUAUGGCGAUUACAAUUGCGCUGACGAUUCUUUUGGCUGCGCAAAUGAAGUAUGUUGUCAAAAAUAUGAAUGCUAUUGAGGAAUAUAUUGGUGAGUUGGGCUAUUUUUGCUCAUUUUUGCUCAUUUUUGAAAAAAAAUUCCUAUUUUUCUAGACGGAAAAGCUAAAAACAUCCGAAAAAACAUGGCCGAAUAUGAGCAGGAAGAAGAAUCGGAGAGAAUUCCUGAGUGGAUUUAUCCAUAUGAUCUUGGAUGGAAGACGAAUGUCAGACAGGUGUUUGGAAGUUUCCUGGAUUCAAGAACUCCUGGAAAUGGAACUUGGUGGCCAGUUCGAGAUGAUUGUAAUCAAUUUACAUUAACUGUAGGUGAAUUAUUUUGUUCCCAAAAAAAUUCUGGGAGAAUUUUUUAGACGGAACAAUUGAUGCAGAAGCAGUUGAAGCGAGAUCGAGCCAAGGAGUUGGAGAUCACUGAGAGUUUUUCGGCGAGAUUUUGUGCGCCGAUGCGAUUUGGAUGGCGUGUUUUUGUGCGGCAACCGAUUGUGGAGGGGAAAAUGUUGCGGGUGAGUCAAGAACCCGCGUUUAGAGAUCCUAGUUGUCAAGUAGCCACGCCUAGAGGCUUCAAUUGUUAAGGAUCAGCGCCUAGAGAGUCUAGAUCUCACGCCUAGAAAUCCUGGUUUUCAAGUAGCCGCGCCUAGAAAUCCUGGUUUUCAAGUAGCCGAGCCUAGAAAUCCUGGUUUUCAAAUAGCCGUGCCUAGAAAUCCUGUUUUUCAAGCAGCCGCGCCUAGAAAUCUUGGUUUUCAAGCAGCCGAGCCUAGAAAUCCUGGUUCUCAAGUAGCCGCGCCUAGAAAUCCUGGUUCUCAAGUAGCCGAGCCUAGAAAUCCUGUUUUUCGGACAAUUUCAAAUCCCUUUGCGAUGAAAAUUGGGAAAUUGGAAAGAUUUUUCAAAAAUCUAUAAAAAAUUCAAAUUUUGAAAGAAUUCGGAGAUUUUAGCCUAGUAUCUGAGCCUAGAGAACGUUAUUGUCUAGAAGCCGAGCCUUUAGAGCUCACUAUGACAAGGAGCCGCGCCUUGACAGUCCAUGUGGCAAGGGUUAGCGCCUAGACAACCUAGUUUUCAAGGAUUACCGCCUAGAGAACGUGAUUGUCUAGGAGCAACGCCUUGAGAACAUAUAUUUCAAGUAGCCGGCCCUAGAGAUCCUAGUUCUCAACUCCGAUUCAAAUUUUUUCCCCAAAAACUCUUCAAUCACCUUUUUACAGGUAACGGAAGGCGAAAAAAUCGUGGGAACACGGGGAACUCAAGGCUGGAUCUAUUGCUAUCGCCAAACGAAUUCGGCCGAAAAAGGAUGGGUUCCAAUGGCUUGCACAAAUUACAGACCACCCACGAAGAAUGAGGAGAAAAAAGAGAAUUAG
Caenorhabditis angaria is the source of this 3425-nucleotide messenger RNA. Lineage: Eukaryota; Metazoa; Nematoda; Chromadorea; Rhabditida; Rhabditidae. The record is from the annotation of a GenBank genome assembly.